AUGGGAAAGAAAUUCAAACAUUCAGAAAUAUUUCCUAGUAACCCAAUGCUGAUGUGUAUUUGCGGAAGUUCUGGUUGUGGAAAAACUCAUCUUACUUUUAACAUGUUGACAACACCAAACCUUUUAGAUUUCAAUUCUCUAUAUAUCUACACAACAACACCAGAUCAAUCAUAUUAUCAAUUCCUUAAAGCUUUAGAAUAUUUACCAAAAGAAGACAUGGAAAUAAAAGAUAUCUUAGAGAGCUUCAUAAAAGAAAAGAAUCCAUCUUUAAAUCCAACCGACAUAAAAGUGUUUCUAACUAAAAAUGUCAAUGAUCUGGACUUGUCUAAAAUUGAUAGUAAUCGAAAGAACUUAAUAGUCUUUGACGACUGUGUGGCUCAAAGAACUCAAACUGUUCAACAAGAAUUUUUCACGAAAGGAAGACAUCACAAUUGUCACUGUAUUUACCAAUCCCAAUCCUUUUAUGGAAUGGACGCUAUGUUUAUCAGAAAGAAUGCAAAUUGUUUUUUAUUGUUCGAAUUAAACGACAAAGAUUUAUCUCAAAUUAUUCAGUCUAUAAAUCACGGAAUGGAUAGAGAUAUAUUUAAAAAAGUUUGUAAAGCACAAUGGAGAAACCCAGAGGAACAUGGAUAUGUAUUUGUUAAUACCAGAAAACCUGCAGGUGAAAGAGUUAUGACAGAUAUCUGUUAA
Molecule: messenger RNA, 690 nt
Organism: Lottia gigantea (owl limpet)
Lineage: Eukaryota; Metazoa; Mollusca; Gastropoda; Lottiidae
Exons: 2
Coding region: 1-690 (229 amino acids)
Source: RefSeq, a predicted model, not a curated record